Molecule: messenger RNA, 1922 nt
Organism: Hippoglossus stenolepis (Pacific halibut)
Lineage: Eukaryota; Metazoa; Chordata; Actinopteri; Pleuronectiformes; Pleuronectidae
Gene: skp2
Product: S-phase kinase-associated protein 2, E3 ubiquitin protein ligase
Exons: 10
Coding region: 135-1394 (419 amino acids)
Molecular function (GO): protein binding
Source: RefSeq, a predicted model, not a curated record
GUGACGUCAGACGCACGACGUGCUGACGCUUCAGUGACGUGGACGCGCAGCGCGCCUUGGUUUAAAGUCCCGGGAACAGAAACCGGCGGAGGAGUCGGUGACACGUUGAGAGACCGGGGACAGAGACCGGGGACAUGUCCACAGACAGCAUGCCUCUGCAGGACCUGCCCUGCCUCAGUCUUCAGGGCUCCAUGUUGUGUCAGAGGACGAACAAGCGCAGGUCCAGAUGUGGAGUGAGCGAGGGCCUGGAUGCAGAGUGCACCCCCACAGAGCUCAUCCAGCUGUGCUCCCCCCGACACAAGCUGCAGCGGCUCUGCAGCAAAGAUAAAGAGAACGACUGUGGACCCUUCGUCCUGGCUCGGAGGUCGAGGAGGAAGAAGGAGUCUUCUUCAGGAAUUUCAUGGGACCAUUUACCAGACGAGCUGCUUCUCAAGAUCCUGCUCUACCUCCCUCUGCAGGAGCUACUCAGGAUGUCCACUGUCUGCAAGCGCUGGCACCGAUUAGUGUUUGACGAGUCUCUGUGGCACAGCGUGGAUCUGGAGGGCUUGACUCACGGGGGAGCGGCUCUGCAACAGGUUCUGAACACCGGCGUCCGCAGGCUGCGCUGCCCUCGCUCCUUCGUGGAAGAUCUUCUCUUCACAGCCUCCGGCCCGCUGCAGAUCGUUCAGUUGGACCUGUCCAGUUCCAUCAUCCCCACCUCCGCUCUAGAGAGCGUCGUCUGUCAGUGCAGGAUGUUGGAGUAUCUGAGUCUGGAGGGGCUGCAGCUCUCAGACGCCAUCAUCAACUCUCUGGCGAUGAACGUGAACCUGCUGCAGCUCAACCUGAGCGGCUGCUCCGGCUUCUCUGCUGCCGCUCUGGCCAACAUGUUCACAUCCUGCUGCAGGAUCGAGCAGCUGAACCUCUCGUGGUGUGAAUUCACCAGCGACCACGUGAAGAGUGUCGUCAAUAACCUGGGCUCCAGUGUCACUCACCUCAACCUCAGUGGUUACAGAGAAAGUCUCUCGCUCGACGAUGUGAAGGUUCUGGUGGGGAGAUGUCCUCAAAUUCAGACUUUAGAUUUAAGCGACAGCACUCUGCUGAUGGCCGACAGCUUCCCUGUGCUCGCUCAGCUCAAGUAUCUGCUGCAUCUGUCCCUGAGUCGCUGUUACCACAUUCACCUCGCCGCGCUCACGGACCUGGGGAAGACGUUCCCCCUGCUCGGCCUCCUGGACGUCUUUGGCCUGGUACACGACGGCCACCUGCCGUCUCUGAAGAAAGAGCUGCCGCGCGUCAGCAUCAACUCCAGGCCUUUCUCCAGCACCGCCCGGCCCACGCCCAGCAGCAGGCUGGCCGGCUCCCUCAGCGAGCGCACCAUGUGGAGCAGCAUGUGUCGGCUGAGGUUCAGGGCGCAGUGAUCCUGUCCUCUGGGUCAGUUUGACGCAGCAGUAUUUCCACACAGGGAGUCCAGCCUGAUGUGACGGAGCAGUUUGCCCGACGUUAACGGUGCUAAAGGUCACAGACUGGACCACGGCGCUGAGUGCUGACCACGCCGGCGCAGGGAGAAACGCCUUUAUCCAGGAACGUCGAACCCGUUGGUGUUUUAAUGAGUUAACAGAAAGUUUUAUGAAUGUUUGGGACGGUUGAAGCCUCAGACGAGUUCAUGUGAUGACAUCAGGAGAGCGGGUUCAUCAGAAGUUUUUUAAUGUGAAAUGAUGUUUGAUCUGUGGAUUUUCUUAAUGGUGCUCACUGUUGUAAAGAUGUAGCUGAACUGUUUGUGAUCAUUCAUGUACGUUUCACCCUUCAGGGGAUUUUAUGAUCAUCUCAUUAUGUCAGUGGAGUUUUGCUCCACUUUACCAUUUCAUUCAAAACUCCUGCAGUGAAAUCAAUGAAAGUUUUAACUUGUAAACUGUUCAUUUAAAGUAAAUCACUGAAUUACACUAAAA